Messenger RNA from Coregonus clupeaformis (lake whitefish), 1266 nucleotides. RefSeq names its product zinc finger protein 135-like. The record is from RefSeq and is a predicted model, not a curated record. NCBI's taxonomy places the organism in Eukaryota, Metazoa, Chordata, Actinopteri, Salmoniformes, Salmonidae. The transcript has a single exon. Gene Ontology annotation, biological process: regulation of cytokine production; negative regulation of transcription by RNA polymerase II; regulation of immune system process. The annotation marks the transcript as partial.
GACUGUGGGAAGAAUUUCACAACAUCAACUGAGCUAAAAGUUCAUCAGAGAACACACAUAGGAGAGAAGCCUUACUCCUGCUCUGACUGUGUAAAGUACUUCAAAACAUCAACUGAGCUAAAAGUUCAUCAGAGAACACACAUAAGAGAGAAGCCUUACUCCUGCUCUGACUGUGUAAAGUACUUCAAAACAUCAACUGAGCUAAAAGUUCAUCAGAGAACACACAUAAGAGAGAAGCCUUACUUCUGCUCUGACUGUGGGAAGAAUUUCUCUCAAUGGAAAAGCUUAAAAUCACACCAACCGAUACACACAGGAGAGAAGCCUUACUCCUGCUCUGACUGUGGGACAAGUUUCUCUCAACUGAGCCACUUAAAAACACAUGAACGUAAACACACAGGAGAGAAGCCUUACUCCUGCUCUGACUGUGUAAAGUGCUUCAAAACAUCAACUGAGCUAAAGGUUCAUCAGAGAACACACACAGGAGAGAAGCCUUACUCCUGCUCUGACUGUGGGACAAGUUUCUCUCAACUGAGCCACUUAAAAUCACACCAACGGAUACACACAGGAGAGAAGCCUUACUUCUGCUCUGACUGUGGGAAGAAUUUCUCUCAACAGGAAAGCUUAAAAUCACACCAACGGAUACACACAGGAGAGAAGCCUUACUCCUGCUCUGACUGUGGGACAAGUUUCUCUCAACCGGUCCACUUAAAAAAACAUGAACGGAUACACACAGGAGAGAAGCCUUACUCCUGCUCUGACUGCGGGAAGAGUUUCUCUCGACCGGACUACUUAAAAAAACAUGAACGGAUACACACAGGAGAGAAGCCUUACUCCUGCUCUGACUGCGGGAAGAGUUUCUCUCGACUGUGCCACUUAAAACAACAUGAACGGAUACACACAGGAGAGAAGCCUUACUUCUGCUCUGACUGUGGGAAGAAUUUCUCUCAACGGGAAAGCUUAAAAUCUCACAAACGGAUACACACAGGUGAGAAGCCUUACUCCUGCUCUGACUGUGGGACAAGUUUCUCUCAACUCUGCAACUUAAAAAAACAUGAACGUAUACACACAGGAGAGAAGCCUUACUCCUGCUCUGACUGUUUAAAAUGCUUCACAACAUCAACUGAGCUAAAAGUUCAUCAGAGAACACACACAGGUGAGAAGCCUUAUUCCUGCUCUGACUGUGGGAAGAGCUUCAGAACAUCAGCGGCUCUGACAAUUCAUCAGCGUGUGCACACUGGAGAGAAGCCUUACUCCUGCUCUGACUGA